AUGGGAAGGGGUGAUGCAGAGGAAGGCCAGGUGCCUGAAAGAGUGAAGCCUCCAGAUGGUGGCUGGGGCUGGAUCGUGCUGCUCGGAUGCUUCAUCAUCACCGGCUUUUCCUACGCCUUUCCAAAGGCAGUGAGCAUCUAUUUCAAGGAGCUGAUGCAUGACUUCCACGUGGGCUAUAGUGACACGGCUUGGAUCUCAUCGAUCAUGUUAGCUAUGCUGUAUGGAACAGGGCCCGUGAGCAGUAUUAUGGUGAACCAGUUUGGGUGCCGGCCUGUGAUGCUUGUUGGGGGGCUGCUGGCUUCCUCUGGAAUGAUUUUAGCCUCCUUCACCACCAACAUUAUUGAGCUGUACUUGACGGCUGGUAUGCUGACAGGUUUAGGUAUGGCUCUGAACUUUCAGCCUUCUCUGAUCAUGCUAGGGUCUUACUUUGACAAGCGUAGACCUCUGGCCAAUGGGCUUGCUGCAGCUGGAAGCCCAGUGUUCCUUUCAGCCCUCUCUCCACUGGGGCAAGUCUUGCUGGAUAAGUUUGGCUGGCGAGGGGGAUUCCUCAUCAUGGGGGGUCUCCUACUUAACUGUUGCACUUGUGGUGCGGUAAUGAGACCCCUGGAGAUGAGCAUGGAAAAGGCAAGAGAGAAAGCGCAGAACAAAUAUGAAACUAAAGAAAUGCUGCCAAUAGGAGGAAGGACAGAAGAGGCUAUCAGCACCAUGGACAGCACCAAGAAGUCCAAGAAAGCCAAGAAGAAAAAGAUGCCCAAGAAGGGGAAAAAGCUAUUAGAUUUCUCUAUCUUCAAAAACCGGGGCUUUGUCAUUUAUACCAUUGCCAUGUUCAUCAUGGUCCUGGGUCUCUUUGUGCCCCCCAUACUGCUGGUCAAUUAUGCCAAAGACACAGGUGUCCCAGACAAAGAGGCUGCUUUUCUGCUAUCUAUAAUUGGUUUCAUUGACAUCUUUGCCCGUCCAUCCUGUGGGAUUCUCGCUGGGCUGAAGUGGUUACGGCCCCAUGUAACUUACUUGUUCAGCUUUGCCCUGCUCUUCAAUGGCCUGACGGAUAUCUUCAGUGCUAAGGCUAGCACCUAUACGUCCCUUGUCAUCUUUUGUGUCUUCUUUGGCAUCUCCUAUGGGAUGGUUGGGGCACUGCAGUUUGAGGUGCUAAUGGCCAUCAUUGGAUCACAGACGUUCUCCAGUGCCAUUGGUCUUGUCCUGCUAAUUGAGGCCUUGGCGGUGCUCAUUGGACCACCCUCUGCAGGGAUAUUGGUGGAUGCACUCAAGAGGUAUGAGGUUAUUUUCUACCUGGCUGGCUCAGAGGUUGUACUGUCUGCUCUCUUCCUGGCUAUUGCUUCCUAUUGUUGCCUCACUCGGCAGAAAAAUAAGACCUCUCAACCAGAGAAUCCUCCAGCAGGUGGAGGUGGCAGUGAAACAGAGGAAGCAGAAUCAGAUGUCCAGGAAGCGGAUGAUCACCCUGCUGACAAUCACCGCCUGUCUCACAGCAGUAACAGUGCUGGAGGUGAUACAGUGAACCACAUUGAAGAGAACAGAAAUGAAGGUGGAAGUGGGCGCCGGGAAGGAGAGGGGGAAGCAUUGGUACCAAGUGGCUGCAAUGUCAACCAGACAGUCGAAAGAAACAGUUUUUAG
Messenger RNA from Varanus komodoensis (Komodo dragon), 1629 nucleotides. It is a transcript of the gene SLC16A8, whose product is annotated as solute carrier family 16 member 8. Gene Ontology annotation, cellular component: membrane. The record is from RefSeq and is a predicted model, not a curated record. Gene Ontology annotation, biological process: monocarboxylic acid transport; transmembrane transport. Gene Ontology annotation, molecular function: monocarboxylic acid transmembrane transporter activity. Bases 1 to 1629 code for a protein of 542 amino acids. Lineage: Eukaryota; Metazoa; Chordata; Lepidosauria; Squamata; Varanidae. The transcript is spliced from 4 exons.